Messenger RNA from Suillus fuscotomentosus, 1226 nucleotides. RefSeq lists its product as uncharacterized. NCBI's taxonomy places the organism in Eukaryota, Fungi, Basidiomycota, Agaricomycetes, Boletales, Suillaceae. The record is from RefSeq and is a predicted model, not a curated record. The transcript has 6 exons. The coding region runs from base 378 to 947 and encodes 189 amino acids.
GUUUAGAAUUUAAACUGGUCAGCAACUUCCGACUCCUACCACUUACAAGUACUACAAACAUAAUGUUCCAGUCUCUCCAACUUGAUGAUGAUAUAAAUAUCUCGAAUAGCAUGGCCAAAGCGCUUUCAUAGAGCGGAUAGUGAACACUACCGCUGCGAUGCGGACUGCUCAACAGUACUAGUAUCAAUUCCUGUGUUGCAAACUCUCAUGAUAUCUGCAGCGCUGACGAGGAAAGUAGCAGGCUAUUGAGAAAAAGAAUCUCAACUUGCUAAGCAAUUUGUAUUCUAAGAAAGCCGAUGCAGUCAUGAUGAGCUUCUGGAUCGUAACGGAUCAUAGCCUAUCAGUCAUAAUCAACGCGAAGUAUAUACUUACGUUGAAUGUUUUACAGUUCGCCAACAUCAAACACUAUCAAGUCCAGGAUCGACAACUUAAGCAUUCAACUUAAUUGCGUAUGCCAUGAUGCUCAUCUGUCAUUGGACCCGAACUGUUUGCUUGAAGCCAUACACUCCACCUUUCGAACCAUUUCACAGAGCCGACGAACAAUAAUUAUUACCCUAUCCAUUGUUCCUUUUCAAAACAUUUAUCAAGGCUCUCAGGACAUAAAAGCUUGCAUUCUUUCUCCCCAUCUCAGAGCCCUCAGCCAGAUUCCAUCUUGCCUCCUACGACCAAUGCAUUUUCCCUUCCUCACCGUCUUGGUUGCUUUGACGACAUUUAUGUAUGUCAGCGCAACCCCAUCUGUUUUCAGCAGAUCAUGUCAUGCCGUUGGCAAGUAUUGCCAGCAAGGCUCUGACUGUUGCUCCGAUGCGUGCGCGUAUACAUCCGAUUGCAGCGCGAAAACUUGUGUUGAUGACGACUCCAUACUUAUCGGGGAGCUGGCACGUCGUGAGAGUGAGUCACGCUUCUGCCUUCAUAUCGAUGCUGUUGUUCAUAGCACAAUUCAUAGUUGAUUGCUGAGUUGAUCAAUAUGAUCAUGGCCCUCGGACAGGUUUUACCGCUUCUUGGAUACCCUUCAAUAGAACGAGAUCGAUACACAUACGUAUCUAUCUUACACACGAUCACUUCUCGAUACCCAUUUCGUUUGCGUUCCCCUUUCGACUCGGCCUUUCCAACUAGGACUGAUGCUGACAUAGUUGCUACUACAUUUGUAUAGUAUCGGUACUUAGCGAUACGUAGUUCUUCCUCUAGCACGAGCCUUUUCCGCUCAUCAAAAUAUUGAUAAGGCAUGC